This is a messenger RNA of Solanum verrucosum, 1081 nucleotides long. RefSeq names its product RING-H2 finger protein ATL78-like. The transcript has a single exon. Gene Ontology annotation, biological process: protein ubiquitination. The record is from RefSeq and is a predicted model, not a curated record. Gene Ontology annotation, molecular function: transferase activity. The coding region runs from base 39 to 689 and encodes 216 amino acids. Lineage: Eukaryota; Viridiplantae; Streptophyta; Magnoliopsida; Solanales; Solanaceae.
AAAAACACAUUCAAAAUUACCAAAAAAAUCAAAAAUUCAUGGAGAACUUCCACUACUCAAGAAGAUUACUCCGGGAAGCCACCAUGUCGCCACCACCGGCAGCCGGAAUCCGCCACGAUACAAUGGAUCAUCCACCACUUGGUCAUAGAGUCAACACAAUUGAUGCAAAUGUUAUUAUGGUCUUGGCUGUACUUGUAUGUGCCUUAAUUUGCUCACUUGUGUUGAAUUCCAUCAUAAAAUGUGCAUUUAAGUGUUCUAGCUUAAUAUUGGCCGAUCCAUCCUCAAAUCAUACAAGUAACAACAACUCUUCUUCAACAAAAUUAGUCAAUAGAGGGAUCAAGAAAAAAGCGCUCAAGACAUUUCCGGUUAUAACAUACACUACUACUGAACUGAAACAUCCAGGGCUCGACUCUGAAUGUGUCAUUUGCUUAUCAGAGUUUGGAGUUGGAGACAAAAUCAAGGUGCUACCUAAGUGCAACCAUGGAUUCCACGUUCGAUGUAUCGAUAAAUGGCUCAAUUCACACUCUUCUUGCCCUACUUGUAGGCACUCCCUCAUUGAGACUUGUGAAAAAAUUGUUAAUGGUGGCAAUUCUUCUAGUAAUAAUACUUCAUCAUCAUCAGAGGCAGCAGUACAAGAAGUCAUAGUAAGGAUUGAACCUCUCCAACGUGAAGGUGUGAUAUCUAAUUAAUUUACAAUCAAAAUUUGGUAGAAAAAAUAGUAAUAUAUUUAGAUUUUCCUUAGUAUAUGUAUCUUUAGUCGUUGUGAUCGGAAUCUAUUAUGGAUUCCUGACCACAUUUUUUAUAUGGCCCUCUUAUCUCUUCCUUCUCUGAGCUCUGGUUAUGAAAGAAGGAACCGAGAAGAAGAAUGUAUCACAUAUACUCAAUUAGAUUAGAAGCUUAGCGAGCUAGCAUGUAGUUUUCCAAUGAUUUAUUAGUCUUGCAAGUGUAUAUACAAAUUAAGGUUUAUUUCCCUUAAUUUCUUUAUAAUUAAGUGCAAAGUUAUUGUAUUUUCAUUUGAGAAAAGGGACAAAUAUAUUUCUUCGAUCUGUAUUAAAUAAGUUUAGUCUUAAAUUGAAGUCUC